Harpegnathos saltator (Jerdon's jumping ant) is the source of this 6189-nucleotide messenger RNA. RefSeq names its product stranded at second (gene sas). Gene Ontology annotation, biological process: positive regulation of cell differentiation; cell adhesion. The transcript has 14 exons. The record is from RefSeq and is a predicted model, not a curated record. Lineage: Eukaryota; Metazoa; Arthropoda; Insecta; Hymenoptera; Formicidae. Gene Ontology annotation, molecular function: integrin binding. Bases 331 to 4992 code for a protein of 1553 amino acids.
ACGGCCACCGACCCGCGAGCAAGGUGAGUUCGAGCGUGCUCCAGCUCCAGCGGUAGAGGACGCACGUUGGAAGCCUCGCAUUGGCUUGCCAGGCCCGUCGCCGUCGGAGGCAGCGACGACAGCGGCGGCAGCGGCGGCGACGGCGACGGUACCACCACCUCCUCGGCGGAGGGGAAUCCCGCUCACCGCUGUUGCAGUGCACUUCACCUCCGGCCUCGGCACGGAUCGCGAACACGGAGGCGAGAGCGAACGGGCCAGUCGCUCGCGAUCGGUGUGUUGUACGCGUCGCCUCCAGCGGUGUCCCCGGUCUGUGCAGAAGAAUGCGGUAGGAUGCGUGUCCAGGAGAGAUGCUUCCUGCUGGCGGUGGCGGGACUCUGCCUCCUAGGCGGGGUCGCCUAUUCCUUCACGACCGCCGACGUCGAGGCGCGGAUCACGACCACGACGCCUGAUUCGAAUGACGAAGCUGCCGCGAGAAUGCAGUCACCGCAGACGGAAGCGCGAGAUGAGACGGCGGAAUCGAAGAGCGCAUAUCCGACGAAGGAGAUCGACAUCAAGGCCACGACGGAGGCGAAGAAGAAGCCGGUAGUGGAUUUCAAGGUCAAAAGCGAUCAGAAGUAUCAGAAACCUAUUAGCAAGGAUGAUGACGCCAAGAGACCGGCGGACGCCGACGUGUCGACAACGCUCUCAAUGUCGCCCACGACGUCCUCGAUGAAGCCCGAUCACUCUUCAGCGACCACCAAGCCCAUGGAUGCGGCGGGUGUGACGAUCCCGUUUCUUUUCCGCGGGGAACCGAUCGUCGGGGUCACUGCGAGCGUACCGACGAGCGACAGUCCCACCGUCCAGGACACGAUGAGCAGCAUCGCGGAAACGGCGCGAGUGACGGAGGAAACGACGUCAUCGAGAGGCAGAGCCUUGAACAUCUCCGCUCCGGAGCCAACGAACUCCUUGCACGCUAAUAUUACGGAUCUCAGUGACGUCAGCAUGGACGAGGACGACAAGGAAGUGGAAGGCGGAGAGUACGUCGCGUCCCAUAACGAAACGUCCGUCAACAUCUCGUCGACAUUGCUGCCGAAGGUGGCAGUGUGCGUUGACGGGAAUCGCACCUACUCCUUAGGCGAGAAGGUCGUGCGAGGUUGCGAGGAGAAGUGCGUGUGCACCGAGAAUGGCAUCGUCAAUUGCCAGCCGCUGUGCGUGCAUCCUUACGUCAGAGCGGGCAAGGGUAUUGAAGAUCCUUUGUGCCAGGAGAAGACACUCACCGAGGAGCCAUGUUGCGCCGUGAUCCUCUGUGCCGCGGAUUCCGCUCCCGAGCCGGAGGAGACGUGCGUGUUCGGCAAUCAAACGGUAGCCAGAGGGCAGCGUGUCGAAGACGGCUGCUCCAGGGUGUGCAUCUGCGAAGCCGGCGGCCACUUAAAAUGCCAAGCCAGGUGUCCGCCGAACGAGUCCAGCUCCAUAGUCAACCAACACGACCGCUGCGUCGCGUUGGCUGAUCCCAGGGAUCCCUGUUGCACCAUCACGCUGUGCGAUGUCACCUUGGGCGAUCACGAGAUCAAAGCCGAGAAUUCGACGGACCUGAGCGUGCACUUGAUGGACGUGAAGGUGUUGAAUUCGACGGCGAUCAAACUGCGCUUGUCCGCCAAGAAUCCCCAGGACGUCGUCAUAGAGAUCUCGCAGAACAAUCACGUGUGGAGGCAACAGAAACCCGACAAAGACGGUAUAGUCUCGACUUUGGAACCUGCGCACACGUAUUACGUUCGCGUGGCGGAAGGAGCACGCACGAGCCCGGCGAUUCAGGUGUUCCUGCCGGCCGAGGUGGUGAAGGUGACGAACGUCACCCACACGGAGAAGAUGUCCGACAAGAACUCCUGCUACUACCGCGGCAAGUCCUACAAGCUCGACGCGGAGUGGUACGACGAGUGCAUAUACUUCUGCGUCUGCAUGGAAAACGGCAAGAACGAGUGCGCCUCGAUACAAUGCCCGACGGACUUCGGCCUGGACGUGCUGGACCCCCAUUGCGUGGACUGGGAAACUGUGCCCGCGGACUUUGUCCCGAAGGCACCGAACUGUUGCCCUCAGGAGGUGCGCUGUAGAAAUAACGGCUCCUGCCUCUAUAACGACGUCGUGUACGAUAACUGGAGCAGAUUGCCGAUGAACGUCACCGGCUGCGAGAACGACUGUUUCUGCGAGAUGGGCAACGUGUCCUGCCGCGCCGCUUGCAAUCCUGUGCCAGCCUUGCCGCCUGCCAACCUGCAGUGUCCUUAUCCGCCGAUAGUGACGACUCAUCCUGACAAUCCGUGCUGCCUGCAAUGGAGCUGUCCUCCUUCGCCAGCACACUCCACACUUCCAGGAAUGAACGUGACGACCGCGUACCCCGGCCCCUUAGCCACAGACACGUUCGAUCGGCAAACGAUUGACAGUAGCAAAAGACCGAAUAACAAGUCGGAAACGCUCAGGCCCAGCCAGGAACCGGAGCGUGGCGCUUCCUCCCUGUGGCAAGACCCGAAAACCUAUAAGACCCAACCAGACGUCACUACUCACGGACUUCCUCAUUAUCCCAUGGACCCAGGACAUCCCACAGUGCCUUACAAUGGACCUUACAGUCCGGAUUACGUGCCCACACACCCCACCGUGGAAAACGUCUUCCACUUGCCCGAAAAGCCGAUGUCGCCCCCGAAAGAAAAGUCCAAGUCGAAAUCCGACAGUAAAAAGCCCGUGGAGCCGGUAAAGCCUCACAAGGAGACGAUCGAUCAGUACUUCCCCGGUCCGUUAGCGCCCAAUAGGUUCCCCGACAAAGGUUCCACUUCGACGUCCCCGUACUCGGUCAACGAGAAUCAACACGUUCCAGGUUCGGUGAACCCGAACAAACUGCCCCCUCAGCAGAAGACCCAUCUGAUCGACCAGCCCCAAUUCAUUCCGUUGAAUCCUCAUCCGGAUACGUCAGCAGUCUCAGACUUCCCUUACGUUUCUAACAACAAAGGGGGCAUUCCCCCAAUUGGCCUCAACGGCCAGUUCGAUAGUCCAGCGGCUGGACUAUCUCCCUAUCGGGGCCCAGUCCCCGUCAAGCCCGACACCGUCGACCCCAACAUAAUCGUCCCGACGCUUCCGAAAAAGAAGGCCACGCCGAGCGAUUUGUUUAUCGACAUGGACAAGUCGAAAGCACCCCCGGCCGUACUGCCUGGUCUGCCGAAACAGGGUCAGAGAAACCCCGAGCAAGAGAUCUUGCCGGAGCAACUGUACCACCUGAUAAACCUGCACCCCGGUUUGCACCAGCUCGAUCAGGUGCCCCCUUCGGGCCACCCGGGUCUGUACGACCUGCACCAGCAGAUCUCCGGUCAGAAACAGCCGUCCAAUGACCGCGGGCAGUCCGAUUUCUUCGGGACGCCGGCCUCCGCGUCGAAGAAAGCCGCCACCAAACCGCCGCGCAUCUUCGCGCAAAAGAACGAGAACGGGCAGACCACUUAUCACAUUCACACGCCCGACAUCCCGAGCUCCCCGCAGCAGAUCGAGGAGCUGUUAGCGCACAUCAGCCAACACGAUCCCAAUCCCGGACCCUUCCAACACUAUCCCGGCCAACCAGCCAUACCUCAUAAUGUACCGAACGGCCCGCCGCCGCCCACUCUACCGCUUCACAUAGACGCUCACAUACCACAUUCAGGACUCACGCAUUUGAACCAUCCGUUCGCAGCACAAACGCCAAACCAGUCAGGUCUGGACCACAACAUUGUACCUCCAGGCUUCCCACUGGCCGGGGGUAUACCUGGAUUCCAAGCUGGGCCACCCUCCAACGAGGUCACCGUGCAAAUACUGGAGGCACUGGAUGAACAUACAGUUCGGCUGGUGUUUACCGUCCCUCAGGUGCUCGUGGGACUGCACGGCAGGGUCGAGCUGCGAUACACCAGCGACAAGACGAAUUUCGAUCCAUCCAUGUGGAAGCUACAGGUGUUCGCUCCCCCUCAUGACCUGAUCGCGACGCAGCAGCUGGAGUUCGAGCUGGGCGACUUGAAGCCGAUGACCGAGUACAAAGUGAAGAUCACGGUGAGGCUGAACGACCUCAACAACAGCCCGAGCAGUAAGAUCUACAGCGUGCGCACAUUGGAGAAACGCGCAGAGGAGACGACCUUACCGCCGCAGAUCCCGAUCGACGCUGAGCUACGGGCGAUGGAGACUAACUCAAGCUGGGUCAACGUCAUGUGGAAGAAGUUCACGGAUUACGAGUUACAGUUUAUCGACGGGGUGCAGCUGAGGUACAAGGAGCACGACGGUAAGGUUUACGCGGCGACCCCGCUGAUUCAUCGCUCCGUCACGAAUUACGUGAUUGAAAACCUGAGGCCGGCGACCAAGUACGAAGUCGGUAUCUACUUCAUACCGUUCGCCGGACAAACAACGGAGCUAAUUAGCGAGAAAACGAUCAACGUAACUACGUCGAUGGAGCCCGACCCCUACUCUUUCGACGUCAAGGUCGAGAUUAAGACCGUCAAGUCGACGGACGUGGAAGUGUCAUGGAGCGGUGUACCUUAUCCGGAGGACAAGUACGUGAACAUCUACCGAGCGAUCUACCAGAGCGACACCGGCAAGGAGGACACCAGCACCUUCAAAAUCGCCAAGAGAGACUCUCACGCCAAGACCGUGAUUAGCGACCUGAAGCCUGGCACCAGAUAUCGCUUGUGGCUCGAAAUAUACCUGACGAACGGCAGGAUCAAGAAGAGCAACGUCCAAGACUUUGUCACGAAACCAGGUGUCCUCUUACCAGCCACUGUGUCCCAACAAGCUGGAAAACUCGCGUCGUUCCCUCUUCACGAAGGGGACUACUACGGUCCUCUGGUGAUAGUGGCCAUCGUGGCCUCCCUGGCGAUACUAUCGACCCUGAUCCUGCUGAUGAUGCUAAUGAAGAGACGGACCAGCAGUAAGGCCGACAUAUCACCCCGUAAAACGACGUCGGCAUACGACAAUCCAUCCUACAAGGUAGAAUUACAACAAGAGACUAUGGACCUGUGAGGACGCUGUCACGAUAUCCAACGGGAGGAACAAGAUUACAAGCGACCACGAGAUGACCACCAUCAAUUCGAAUGCCAAGGAAGCCGCUUAAAGUUCUAUAAUUUAUUGAAUCUAUAUUUAUUUAUAUAUCGCCGCGCACACACGCCUCGCGAGAAUCCGUCUAAUGAGUCCGUCGUAUGACGAUGUAUUAUACGUACGUAUAUGUUAAGAGAUACCGCCGAACGAUCAAUUAACAGUCGCGCCACUUACGUCGAGAAUAAUCGCAGGAAGUGACACAUCCGAGCAACACAUACACGCAUACACGCCGCUGUGGAAGAUGCAAUACUUUUAUCGAUAGUUUCGAGAUACUUAAACGGCAACGCAUUUAUGCAUGACUCGCAAUUUCAUGCUGGUAACCGAUGAUUGAGAUUGAUCACACAAAGUUACGUUGUAUUAAAACUUGUAUAUAGCGUAGAUGUCGCACGACAUUGACGAUUUUAAAUCUUCGAUCUCGGGAGAGGAUCGAUCUCGGGAAAGGAAAGAAGAGGGAAAAUAGACGAAGAGAAGGAAACACGAACAAAUCUGUCCGACUUACCUGUACUUAUAAACAUUUUAAUAUCCACUUUUAUAUAUAUAUAUAUAUAUAUAUAUAUUUAUGUAUAUAUAUGUGUGUGUGUAAAAGUGGUAUCUGUACUUAAACAUUGUAAUAUCCAUUUAUAUAUAUAUAUAUAUAUGUAUUCACGUAUACGUUACUUGGUUAAUACGUUUAUUUUUGAUGUAUUUAAUAAAAUUAAUUACUUAACUAAGACACCGUAUAGGUAAAUAGCUUCACGCGUCGUGUCUUAUUGGACCGAGCGCGAGAGGAUUUUGUACAGUUUAUAUUUGUAUUUUUAGAGAGAGGAAAUUUAUAAAAUAAAUAACAUUAUUAUAUAAAUUUGCGUCCGAGUCACACACCCGAGUAAUUCUCCGAGUAAUAAUUCGGACGACGGUGAUAUACUCGUAAAAUAACUUUAUUUGCAUUCUCCUCGAGUACAAUGAAACAUCGUUUAACGAUAUAAAGUGGCGGGAAAACAUUUCCACGAAUCUCCUUAGAGAGAGGUUUACAUAAUUGUGUGCGUUUGUACCAAGUGCCUUCUUAGUAAAUGAGGAAAGACGGAGUUACUGGCGAUGGAGGUACGCUUGUGUACCUUUGAAAAUAUUAGGUGUGAAAAGAAGAAG